GCCGAGCGGAUGAGGGGCCUGGCCCGUCCGGCGCUGAGGGCGCGAUGGUGCCGCGGGCUCUGGGCGCUGCCGGCUCGGACCGCCACCACCACCGCUUCGCCUUCUCCUCCCACCGGCAGCUCGCCGGGCUCGGGCGCGCUAAACCCCUUCGACCGCCGGCUGAAGCGGAAGCAGAAGAAUUGGGCGGCGCUGCAGGCCGAGCCCGCCAAGUGCGAUUACCUGCGGGAGGAGGUCGGCGGCAGGAUCGCGGACAGGGUGUUUGACAUCACCAGAACAUUUCCUCUCGCUUUGGAUGUUGGCUCUGGAAGAGGUUUCAUAGCUCAGCACUUAACCAAGAAAAACRCUACAGAAUCUGAAAUCCCUACGGUCAGGGUUGUAGCUGAUGAGGAAUUCCUUCCUUUCAAAGAAGAUACUUUUGAUCUUGUUGUUAGCAGCUUAAGUUUACAUUGGGUGAAUGACCUUCCUAAAGCUUUUAGAGAGAUCCACCAGGUUCUGAAGCCRGAUGGAGUGUUUGUUGGAGCCAUGUUUGGGGGGGACACUCUGUACGAGCUGCGCUGCUCUCUCCAGCUGGCGGAGCUGGAGAGGGAAGGGGGCUUCUCUCCUCACGUGUCACCCUUCACUGCCGUCGCYGAUUUGGGACAUCUGCUCUCCAGGGCUGGCUUUAACACCCUGACUGUGGAUACUGAUGAAAUCCAAGUCAACUACCCAGGGUUGUUUGAGGUUAUGGAAGACUUGCAAGGUAUGGGGGAGAGUAAUUGCUCUUGGAAUAGAAAACCUCUGCURCACAGGGAGACAAUGCUGGCAGCUGCUGCAAUAUACCAAGAAAUGUACGGGAACAGCGAUGGYUCAGUACCUGCCACCUUUCAGAUCUACUACAUGAUUGGCUGGAAAUACCAUGAAUCACAGGCAAAACCAGCCCAGAGAGGUUCUGCAACAGUUUCAUUUGGAGAUCUGGCAAAAAUAGAAGGACUUCUUAAAAAAGGAAAAAAAUAGUUCACCAGAAAUAAUGAUGGUCUUGAAACGUCUGUAAAACUUUUAAUUGCAGACAGUCUUCACUUGUGCUUAUUUAGUGAUGACAUCCUGAAAUUAUAAUAAAGUACAYGCAGUAGGAAUUUUUUUUACUGUGCCACGG
Molecule: messenger RNA, 1132 nt
Organism: Malurus melanocephalus (red-backed fairy wren)
Lineage: Eukaryota; Metazoa; Chordata; Aves; Passeriformes; Maluridae
Gene: NDUFAF5
Product: NADH:ubiquinone oxidoreductase complex assembly factor 5
Exons: 10
Coding region: 10-993 (327 amino acids)
Biological process (GO): mitochondrial respiratory chain complex I assembly
Cellular component (GO): mitochondrion
Molecular function (GO): S-adenosylmethionine-dependent methyltransferase activity
Source: RefSeq, a predicted model, not a curated record